Messenger RNA from Penaeus indicus, 3097 nucleotides. Its product is annotated as protein tumorous imaginal discs, mitochondrial-like. The transcript has 8 exons. The record is from RefSeq and is a predicted model, not a curated record. Gene Ontology annotation, biological process: protein folding; mitochondrion organization; response to heat. Lineage: Eukaryota; Metazoa; Arthropoda; Malacostraca; Decapoda; Penaeidae. Bases 163 to 1680 code for a protein of 505 amino acids. Gene Ontology annotation, molecular function: ATP binding; heat shock protein binding. Gene Ontology annotation, cellular component: mitochondrion.
UGCACAUUCAUUAUGCAAUCUAUUACCAAGAGACAUGUCAUAUUCUCAGACAUUUUCCAUUCCCAAUUCACAUGCCAGUAAUUAAAGAAGUCCCUCCAGCGAGAAAAGAAAAGAGAAAAGAGAAAAGCGAGAAAAGCCCCUCUCAGCUGGCCAGACACCACGAUGGCCGCCAGCAUCAGCCUCCGCUCGGCGCCGCUCCUCAAAACCUUCCACAAACCGUCGCUUCCCCACCAAUUGAGAUUCUUCAAGAGCUGCCCCACGAGCUUUUCGAUAUGCUGCAAGACGUCGCCCAAGAUGGGGAGGAUAAAGGUGUCCUCCGGGCGGUGGGAUGGAGGUCAGCUUUUAAGGAUAGCAGCAACUGCUUCAUUCCACACUUCGUCAAGCCUGAGAAAGCGUGAUUACUAUGAAGUCCUGGGUGUAACACGUAAUGCAUCUUCAAAGGAUAUCAAGAAAGCCUAUUAUCAACUUGCUAAGAAAUAUCAUCCGGAUGUGAAUAAGAACGAUCCCUCAUCCCAAAAAAAGUUCACAGAGGUGUCAGAGGCAUAUGAGGUUUUAGGGGAUGAUGAGAAGCGUCGGCAGUAUGACACGAUGGGCCACACAGCGGAGGAGAUGGGCAGGGCUGGAGGCGCCAGUGCGGGCAACCCAUUCCAGUCCGGGUGGCAAUAUCAGACUACAAUCGAUCCAGAAGAACUCUUUAGAAGAAUCUUUGGCGAUUUCGGAAGAGGAGGCAUGGACAUGGGAGACCAUGAUUUUGCAGAAUCAGCCUUUGGGUUUGGUGCAGCGCAAGAGAUAGCCAUCAAUUUAACCUUUUCACAAGCUGCUCGAGGAAUCAACAAAGACGUGACCUUGAACACAGUUGAUAUAUGUCCAAAGUGCACAGGGUCCCGAUGUGAACCUGGCACCAAGGCGAGUCGCUGUCAGUACUGCAAUGGCACAGGCAUGGAAACAAUGAGUACAGGACCCUUUGUGAUGCGUCAGACUUGUCGAUAUUGCCAUGGGACUCGCAUGCACAUAAAGUUCCCCUGUACAGAAUGUGAAGGAAAAGGCCAGACCGUACAAAGGAAGACAGUCACCGUUCCUGUCCCUGCAGGUGUUGAGGAUGGACAGACACUGAGGAUGACCGUCGGCAGGAAGGAAGUUUUUAUCCGCCUCAAGGUUUCCAAGAGUGAUUAUUUCCGACGAGAUGGUGCAGAUGUCCACACAGAUGUAACUGUUUCCCUGGCUCAAGCAGCACUAGGGGGAGCCACCAGAGUCCAGGGCAUCUAUGAGGAUAUCACACUACAGAUUCCAAAGGGCACACAGUCCCACUCCAGAAUAUGUUUGAAUGGCAAAGGCAUUAAGCGUAUCAACACCUAUGGCUAUGGCGACCACUAUGUCCACGUCAAGAUAAGGAUACCCACAAAACUCUCAGCAGAACAAGAAGCCUUGUUGACAGCUUUGGCAGAGCUUGAAACGGACACACCAGGGACCAUCAAUGGCAUUACCUACACCAAAGACGGUAAACAAGUUGCUGUCGAGGAAAAUGAUACUCUGAGGCAGAUCCGUGCUAUACUAAGGGGCAAUAUAGAAGAAAUUGUUGCUCGGAAAGUUGCAGAUGAUGUGGAGGAUGCAGCAGAGGACACAAAGAGACCAACAGAGGAUGAUAGUAAACUAGGAGACAGAGUCGAAGCCAAGAAAUAAAGGACAUGAGAUGUGAGGCACUGUAUAUUUUCUUUUGUUGGCAGUUUCAGAAAGGGGAAGACAAAGUGGAAAACUUGAUUGUCAAUAUUCUGUUGUCUACUGUAUUCAGAUCUAUAUUCUGUCUUGUUUAAAAAUACUCUCUCUCUCUCUCUCUCUCUCUCUCUCUCUCUCUCUCUCUCUCUCUCUCUCUCUCUCUCUCUCUCUCAGGAAUGGCUUCCUGUUUUUAUUAUGCAUUAUGAGAUUUGUAAGAUAAACCAUAUCUUUUGAUGUUCUUCUUAGAAAGUGGUACUGUUUUCCUAAUUACUGAUGUAUCACUAUAAAUAUAUUUCUUAUUUUGUUUUUUGUAUGUUUCACAUUUUUGCAGUGUGAUUCUCAAACCAGUCCAAGUUAACUUGCAUAAUUAUUCUGCAUGAAUUGAAUUGUUUCCUUAAACUUUACAAGAAUGUAGUGUUUAGCUGUGCUCAUGUUCAGAUUGAGAAUUACAGUAUAUACAUUAAACUGCAAAAUUGUUGUGAUGCAGUCAUGUUGCAGAUUUUGCUUUGCUGUCAAGUUUUUCAAUAUUCUCCCUGACAAGCCCUCCAAAGUGCCAUGAUAAUUUAAUUUUGCUGUCAACAAAUUGAAUUAUGUUUAUGUAACUUGUAGAGGACCAUUGCAUCAGAUACAAACUCCUGAAGCAAACUUUUGAUCUCAUGGCUCUUGAUUAAAAUUGCUCAUAGCUAACACCUGAGUCAGAAUUCAUGUACUUUUGGCUUUGUAGUAUAGUAACAGUAUCAGAAUUCAAGUCACGGCCAUUAGGUGUGUGUCAUAGUUCUUGGCAUUAUUUUGAUUCUGGCAAUUUUAUGUAAAGAAUUAUUAAUGUGCUGGUUAGUAGAGACUGAAUUUAUGAGAAUUGGGUGCAAUUAAGCGUACUUUCAUUAUUAUCUUUGGUGUUGAAGAUAUAUCAUACAGGCUGUGAUGGAAGAGUAGAGAGUUGAGAAGAAAUUGUAGAUUUACCUAUUUUUCAAGACGUUGAAAAGAAAAGGUGAUAGUUCUUUAAAAUAUCCUGGAAUAAAUGUCAGCAAGGUAUUAGGUUAUACCAUUGUGAUAUAGAGCAGCACAAGAUUUCAUUUUUCCUUGAUAAUGGUAAGGUGCCAUUUUCUUCUGUUGCCAUCUGGAAAAAAAAUUGUAACUAUAAGAAAGAUUUACAGUGAUACAAAGACUUGGCCACACACUCUGUCUCGUAUUUUUAUAUGGUUGAAGAAGCGUUCCUGUUCAACAUUGGGAAAAAAAAUUAUUAAAGAGAAAGUUAAAAAGAAAAAGAAAAAGAUACUGUUAUUGUUUCAUGUUGUUAUAAUGUAUGGUUGAAAAUACAUGUACAGGCCUAUAGAUUCCAUAUUGUAUAUAGUGGAACAGUAUUGAAAUACACAAUACAGUUUUA